Molecule: messenger RNA, 1909 nt
Organism: Thamnophis elegans (Western terrestrial garter snake)
Lineage: Eukaryota; Metazoa; Chordata; Lepidosauria; Squamata; Natricidae
Gene: QNG1
Product: chromosome 3 C9orf64 homolog
Exons: 5
Coding region: 856-1881 (341 amino acids)
Source: RefSeq, a predicted model, not a curated record
GUAUGAGAUAUUUCAAAACCAUGCAAAAACGUUCAACCUUUUAUAAGCAAAAUGGUCUAGAUUAUCUUGUCAAGUAAACCUUGUGGAAUUCAAUGGGAUUUCCAUGAAUGAAUAUUUCCUAAAAGUAAUUCGUUUGAAUGAACAAUAUUUCCAAGUGUACCCUGUGCAGAGAGAAAGUCCUAAUAUAAGGGAUCCUGUAGGAUGGUGUGGGAUGAUUUUUUCAAAAACUAAUAGGAAACGUUAAAACCAGUGAGACCAACGUGUUGUAAAGAGGAUUGAAUUACAGACUACGGGUUGCUGAACUGAAGAUUUUGAAGAGUCGAUUUCAAAACUGCAUGGUCUUGCUAGGAGUCAAGAUUGAUUCUCCCACAUACAUGUGCUCUGAUUCUGCCUUAGCCACAAAAAAAACGAGUGAAAGUGGGCCAGUUAACCACCUCUACACUCGGUAAGAAGGCCGCUUUUGAAAAGCUUUUAAAGUCUGCGUGGACCGAAAAGUAGCUGCCAGGAGUCAACACUGAUAGUGCAAAAAAAGAAAAACAACUCACCAAGGAGUCAAAUCAUUCCACAAAAUACAGUAAAACAUGGGUGUAGCUGCUCGCGAGAUAAGGGCAUGUUGCAGCUGGCACCGAUAUCCGGUAACCUUAUGAGUCCCGCACUAAUUUAUGCAAAUAUAGUCCAUUCUGAUUGGAGGGUGAAGCAAGGACGAUUAGAGAAAGGUUGAAAGAAAGAAACGCUGUUUUGUACCGAAGGAGAUUACUCGCGGGUUUACUGAGCAAAGCAUAACCAAAUCGAGUACGGUAUCUUUUAAAGGUCAAAGACUAACAUUUAUCACAUUUGUUCAGAAACAAGGAAAAUAUGGAAGCAUUUUUAAAUCCUAAAGAAUCGGCCAAGUUUAUAGCAGAAAACAGCAAAGAUGUGUACAUUGAAGAUAGUGGUGUGCAAAAGGUUGCAGAGAUGUUGUUUGAUAAAGUCACAGGGAAGGAAUUCAGUGUCGCUGGCUGGAAGUCUUCACAUGAAUUAAACCCUCAAGAAGCAAGUGAAGAUGCAGUAAACUGGGUAUUUGUUGCUGAUGUGCUCAAUUUUUCCUUUUGGUCUGAACAUGAAGACCACAAAUGCUUGGUGAAAUACAAAGGCAAGACUUACAGUGGCUAUUGGUCUCUUUGUGCUGCCAUCAACAGAGCACUUGAUGAAGGAACACCCAUUACUAGUGCUUCUUAUUUUGCCACUAUGACCUUGGGUCAGUUGAAGCAUGCAUUUCGUUCUGAUACAGAAGUGCCUAUGCCUUUAAUCGAGGAGAGACAUCGUGUACUAAAUGAAGCUGGAACAAUUCUGCUGGAGAAAUUUGGGGGCUCCUACGUCACAUGUGUUAAAGAAAGUGGGAAAAGUGCCCAAAAAUUAUUACAGACAAUAGUGGAAAAUUUCCCAUCUUUUAGAGAUGAAGCUACAUUUCAGGGUAAAAAGGUAGCUUUUUACAAACGGGCUCAGAUCCUUGUGGCUGACACCUGGAGCGUGUUGGAGGGGAAAGGAGAUGGCUGCUUCAGUGAUAUUUCCAAAAUCUCUAUAUUUGCUGAUUACAGGAUACCACAAGUUCUUGUUCAUUUAGAAGCAAUGAGAUAUUCAGAAGAAUUAAUGAACAAACUUAAGAAAGGGCAUAUGUUCCAGUUUGGAGACAGUCAGGAAGUGGAGAUUCGAGGUUGUAGCAUUUGGUGUUGUGAGCUCAUUUGCAGCAGUUUGCUUGAACUUUAUAAAAAGAAAGGUGACAACAUGAGUGAAAAGAUCAAUGCAGUUCUCCUUGAUUAUUAUCUAUGGGACUAUGCUCGGGAUCAUCGAGAAGAUAUGAAAGGAGUACCUUUUCACUGUGUACGUUCCAUAUACUAUUAAUACCAUUUAUAAAUGAUAAUGAUAUAAA